This is a messenger RNA of Calypte anna (Anna's hummingbird), 3110 nucleotides long. It is a transcript of the gene EPDR1, whose product is annotated as ependymin related 1. Gene Ontology annotation, molecular function: calcium ion binding. Gene Ontology annotation, cellular component: extracellular region; lysosome. Lineage: Eukaryota; Metazoa; Chordata; Aves; Apodiformes; Trochilidae. The transcript is spliced from 3 exons. Gene Ontology annotation, biological process: cell-matrix adhesion. Bases 1 to 876 code for a protein of 291 amino acids. The record is from RefSeq and is a predicted model, not a curated record.
AUGAGGGAGCGAGAGUCACAGCCGCCCGUCCUUCCACCGCCUCCUGCCUGUAUGCAGCAGAAGCCGCCUCUCCCUGCUGAGGUGAUGCGGGUUUGGAGGCGGGACGCCCCCGCCCACCCCCACCCCACCCCCCUCCCGCGGCGCAGGCCUGUCCGCCCGCCCGACUGCCAGCGCGCCGUGCGGUGCGGCCGUGCGCGUAGCGGGGCGCGGAGUAUGGCGCGGGCGGCGGCCGGGCUGCGGCUGCGGCCGCCGCGGCCGGGGCUGCUGUUGCUGCUGCUGGGCGGCCUCCUGCUGCGGAGCGGCGGGGCGGCGGGGGCCGGGGCCGAUCCGUGCCAGGCGCCGCGGCAGUGGGAAGGGCGCACGGUGACCUACGAUCACAGCACGGGCCGUAACACCCGCGCCGCCGUCUCCUACGACGGCCCCAACCAGCGCCUCCGCAUCCUGGAGGAGAGGAAGGCCCUUAUUCCCUGCAAGAAAUUCUUUGAGUACAUAUUGCUCUACAAAGAUGCAGUGAUGUUUCAGAUUGAACAAGUUACAAAGCUUUGCUCAAAGAUUGCUCUGACAGAGCCAUGGGAUCCAUAUGAUAUUCCUGCCAAUUCAACUUAUGAAGAUCAGUACUACAUUGGGGGACCUGGAGAUGAAGUUAUGGUACAGGAAUGGUCUGACAGAAAACCAGCCAGGAAAUUGGAAUCCUGGGUCGGCGUUUACACAGUCAAAGACUGUUACCCAGUACAGGAAACCUAUACGAAGAACUACAGUGUGACAACCUCCACUCGCUUUUUUGAUCUCCAGCUGGGCAUUGCUGACCCCUCAGUGUUUACCCCACCCAGCACCUGCCAGACAGCCCAGCUAAGGAGGAUGAAAGAUGAAUGCUGAUUACGGACACUGGCUGCCCUAGGAAAACAAAUAUUAAACAAGGGGAUGGUUAUUUGUAGUCAGCUGCUGAUGUCUUAACCUGAUUUUUCAAGCUUAUUGUUGAUCCUUCGGGAACAGUAAGUUUUCACUUGGAAGUGUAUGUAAACAUUUAGCUGAGUAAAAUAUGUGACACAAAAAAAUCUCUUUCAUCACAUCUGUCUACUCAGUGAUGCACUUGCAGUAUUAUAUAGUUACCGUUAUGGUAGUGUUUAUAGAUACUAUUUAUUUAAACUGUGGCUGAUUAUCCUUUUUGAAAGGUUUCAUUAUUUAUUUUUUUCAAGAAGACAAAGCAUAAAUGGUAACAUCUAGAAGGAAAAGCUAGAUUUUAUUUUUGUUGUUGUUGCUUCUGGGGACUUGAGUGAAGCAAAAAUGUGUCCUGAGUAGGACCUCAUCCCUAACUGAAAAAUGCUCUGUUUUGAACAAUGCACAUCAAAAGUAAGGAAAUUCAUUCUUUGGUUUUGUUUUGCUUUGUGGUUUUUUUGUUUGGAUGGUUGGUUGGUUUUGUUUGUUCCUGCUGUUCAGGAAGCUGGUAGUCUAAUGUUUAGGAUGUUUUUUUAUUUCUUUCUGAAAAGCUGCUGGAGUACCUCUAUUUAUGCAAUGCUAGCUGACAUACAGAAAAUACUUUUCGGUUUCUUGGAAGAAUAGCAUGAAAGGAAGGAAAGGUGAGAGGGAGACCUCCCCCAGAAAUAAAGCCAAAGUUUUCUUAAAUUCAUUACACUUUUUGUGCAGUAGAGUGCAGUGAGACAUUUUUCAGUCAUUUUACCUUAGCAUCCACUUUUCAAGGCAUUGCUAUUUGUUACCUAUGCAAAGUGAUUGAGUGAUUAAGAGGUACUGCACUCUAAAUGGCUUCAAUAUUUUGUAACUAUUUCCAAAAGCCUUUCCUUACUCAAAGGGUAUGAAAAUACCUUUAAAAUCCCAGAUAGAAGUGACAAGAAGCUGUUCUUCAUGCAUAAUUAGUAAAGACUUAAUCAGUGUUUACAAAGUUCCUGGCCAUCUGGACCUAAGGAAAGACAGAGCUGUGUGACCAGUGGGAGGAGGUGGGAGAAGAAAUAGGAGGGAGAGGUUUUAGAUGUCUUCUGCCUGGUGUGAUUUCAAGGCACUUCAAUUGAAGCAGAAAUGACAAUCUUGCUUUCUUUUGCACCCACUCCAAUGAUGCCUGCCAUAUUUGCUGUUCAGCCAGCGUUUCAAAACUUAUCAUCUCCACAUCCUUUCUGGCAGGAAGAGUUUCUUAAGGAAAAUAAAUAACUAACCAAAACAAGCACAGGGAGUGCACAUAUUUUGCUUUAGAAAAAUCAAACCAAAUCUUGAUAUGCCUUCAAGCCCUCAGAUGUGUGGCAUGGUGAUGAGGUUUGCAUUUUUACCAGUAGAAAUUUAUUCUCUUAUUCUGUAAGUCAAGGCAUGCAUUUUAUUUAUUAUUUGCAAAUAUGUUUAAAGCCAGAUUCUUGUCCUCUUACACAUAUGGCAUAGCUUUUUGCUCCAGAACUUGUCUGCUUGAAAGCAGUGCACCACUGGGAAAUUUGGUGUCUCUGUAGGUGAGAUGCUAGGCAGGCAUUUAGUGCUUUUUAUGUAAGUGAGUGGUACAGUGAUUAUUUCACUUUUACAGUUGUGGUCAGAAUGGCAUUUUGCUUUGCCUUGUGCCUGCUGAAAGCAUAUACACAUACCUGCUAAAAUGUAGGUAGCUAAUUUAAACUUUUCUGUCAGACAUGACUUAUUUCAUUGAAACAUGCUGCUGGAAAGAGGGACUGGGUUUCCUUGAAUUUAGAAUGCAUUUAGUCUGUACUCGCCCUCUGUAUUUUUUUGUGACAGUCUAAAUGCUAACUGCAUAUUGUUCUCAUUAGGGCAAUGAUUAAAAUGCAUUUCUUAAUAUCAGUGUCUUAUUAGAAUCUGGAAAACAUAAUAAAACUGGAUAGCAAACAUGAAGCUGUUUGGGGUGACUUUGUUGUGGUGGAGGAGAUAGCUGAGUAAUCAGGGUGUUUGAAUUAUGUUUUGCUGACAGUGAUACCAUUUCUAGCAAUAACAUUAAAAGUUCCUUUAAAUAUGAAUUUGCAAAAGUCUGGUACACAGAAGUGCUUUUAAAAUGUUGCUGUAACCUACAGGGCAAUUUUAAACGCCUAGAUAUGUACCUCUAAAACAAUGCUGUUGUCUUCUUAUUUAUGCUCUGCAAAAAUAAAGAGUUUUAAAGAGAUGCCAAACAA